AUGGCUCCCGAGGUGUUCUUUAGCGUUUGCUAUGGUGAUAGACAGCCACCACAAGUAAUUCAAGACCUUCACACGUUUACGCCUGCUAUUCUAGAUGGCUACUGUCGCCACAGAGUCCAGUCCGAAGACUACCCAGCCAUCAUUGCCGAGGACGGUCACUGCGUGCGGGGCGUGUACGCGACUGGACUGACAGAGGCCAAUUUACAAAAGCUGGAUAUCUUUGAAGGAAAUGAGUAUGAGCGGAUUGACACCAAGGUCAGGCUGCUGAAGAAGGAGGGCGAGAAGGAAGUUGACGGAGAGAUCAAGGAGGCAUCCGUCUAUGUGUUCCUGAACCCCGACGCGCUGGAAAAGCGCGAGUGGGAUUUUGAAGAGUUCCGCCAAAACAAAAUGAAGCUAUGGACACGAGGAGACUGGGUAUUUCCUGAUGAUAAUCGGACGACGAAUGCAGUCGGCGCUUAA
Molecule: messenger RNA, 459 nt
Organism: Trichoderma gamsii
Lineage: Eukaryota; Fungi; Ascomycota; Sordariomycetes; Hypocreales; Hypocreaceae
Exons: 2
Coding region: 1-459 (152 amino acids)
Source: RefSeq, a predicted model, not a curated record